UCGAUCAUAAUCCCUUGGGUUUGGCUGCAGCACGGCCUCGGGAUAAACUGUCAUGUAGGCUCUGGACCUCUGAAAAUGCUACUUGGACUUUUAUUUUCUUUUGAUUUCCACAUCAGCCUUGUUUAGAUGUUACUUUUUAUUAAGGACAGAGCAAGUUCUGGUUCAACAUGUCGCACUGUGCAAAUCAGGGAAGGUAACAGUCUGUCAGCGUGAGGCCUUAACAGAAGAUCUGCAGUUUCUCCUGACACCUGGGAUCCAGGCGGAUUAUGCCGCUCUAGCUGACAGCUUGAGCUACAACAGCGUUCUACAAGACAAGAGUCCCUUUUCACACUGCAGGAACCAUGAAUGACCCCUAUCAGAACAAUGUGAACCAGCAGAUGACUGAGGCUGGAGAGUACACCUACACCCAAGACGGAGGAGGUCCGGAUGGAUACCCUUAUCAGACCGACUACCCCCCACAGGAGGAGGAUGCAGCCAGCGAUGCCACCGAGGGGGCAGAUGAGGAUGAUCAGAUGUAUGAGGGGGAGUACCAGGGCAUCCCCCACCCCGAUGAGAUCAAGGAGGCGAGGCGGGCAGCCCGGCUGGAGGCCAAGAGGAAAGCACGUCUGACUGCACAGCAGGAGGAGGAGAACCUGCCAGAGCAGUACGAGACCAUCAUGGAGGACUGUGGUCACGGACGCUUCCAGUGGAUGCUCUUCUUCGUGCUGGGCCUGGCGCUGAUGGCCGAUGGCGUAGAUGGCUUUGUUGUGGGUUUUGUCCUGCCCAGUGCUGAAAAGGACAUGUGCAUAUCCAACGCUAACAAAGGACUGCUGGGUCUGUUGGUGUAUGUGGCCAUGAUGGUGGGUGCCUUGGUGUGGGGGGGUCUCUGUGACAAGAUAGGAAGGAGGAAAUGUCUGAUCUACGUCCUGACCAUCGACCUGGUCUUCUCCUUCCUGUCCUGCUUCGCUCAGGGCUACGGCUUCUUCCUGUUCUUCAGGUUCUGCUCCGGCUUUGGGAUUGGCGGAUCCAUCCCCAUUGUGUACACCUACUUCACUGAGUUCCUGCAGAUGGACAAACGUGGAGAACAUCUGAGCUGGCUCUGCAUGUUCUGGAUGCUGGGAGGUCUGUACGCCUCCUUCACCGCCUGGGGAAUCAUUCCUCACUAUGGCUGGGGUUUUGCCAUUGGAACGCAGUUUCAGAUGCACAGCUGGAGGCUGUUCAUUCUGGUGUGUCUCUUCCCUGCACUGGCGGCACUUAUCGGAGUCAUCUUCAUGCCAGAAAGUCCACGUUUCCUGCUGGAGAAUGCUCGACACGACGAGGCGUGGAUGAUCCUGAGAAAGGUUCACGACACCAACUGGAAAGCCAAAGGAGAGCCAGAGAGAGUGUUCACUGUCACCAACAUUAAGACUCCACAGACUCAGGAAGAUGAUUUCAUAGAGAUCCAGAGUGACACUGGGACAGCUUUCCAGCGCUGGACUGUCAGAAAAAUGACCAUGUUGCAGCAGGUGAUGGCCAACGUCAUGUCUUUAUCUGCUCCAGAGCUCCGACUGCAAGGCCUCCUCCUGGUCAUCGUCUGGUUCUGCUUGGCCUUCAGCUACCAUGGGCUGGGAGUGUGGUUCCCUGACAUGAUCAAGUACAUGCAGUACGAAGAGUACGAGUCCAAGGUCCGAGUGUUUCACCGAGAACGCGUAGAACGCUUUCACUUCAAUUUUUCUCUAGUCAACCAAGUCCAUCGGGAGGGAGAGUACAUCCAUGACAAGUUUGCAAACAUUGAGUUCAAGUCUGUGAAGUUUGAGAAUUCCCUGUUUGAGAACUGCUACUUUGAAGACGUCAAAUCAACUAACACUUUCUUUGAGAACUGCACCAUCAAAAACACUGUCUUUUACAACACAGACUUGUGGCAGGAAAAGUUCAAAAACUGUCGAAUGGACAACACCACCUUCCUCCACCCAAAGAAAGGCUGCCAUUUAAACUUCCAGGAGGAGAACGACAUAGUCAUCUACAUGGUCAGCUUCCUGGGCAGCUUGGCCGUGUUACCUGGUAACAUCAUCUCAGCAUUGUUCAUGGACAAGUUAGGAAGGAUCCGAAUAAUAGGUGGGUCGAUGCUGGCGUCUUCAGCCUGCACCUUCCUGCUGCUGCUGAGUUUUAGCCAAGGAGUGGUUAUAUGCUGGCAGUGUCUGUUUUACGCCGUCAGCGUGGCGGCCUGGAACGGACUGGAGGUCAUUUCUGUGGAGCUCUACCCCAGCUCAAAGAGAGGAACGGCGUUCGGUAUCCUGAACGGGAUCUGUAAAUUUGCUGCCAUCAUCGCCAGCUUUAUCUUUGCAGCCUUCAUCGGCAUCACAAAGAUCAUCCCGAUCUUCCUGGCCUUCGUCGCCUUGGUCUGUGGAGGUCUGGUGGCCCUAAAGCUGCCAGAGACCCGGGAGAAAAUCCUCUGCUGAAAAGCCAAACUUCCUGGGGCUUGGGAGCCCCAGACAAGGACACAUAGCUAACAGGGGGGCGGGGGAGAGCUCUGGGGGGACGGGGAAUGAGAUGGAAGCUCAGUUGUGUCUGUCCGGUUGCCUACACCUGUGGCAGCUUUCUGUUAAGCUCCUCGGGCUGCCCAGAGUUUCUGUCACUUCCUACAAAACAUCCCAUCCUGUGUGCACACAGAGUAGAACCAUCUGGUUGAUGUAAAAGAUUAAAUGUGUUUGAAUGGUUUGUAGUUCAUGUUACCAUGUCGUGCUUUGAUUUCAUUCCCUCUAAGAGAGACGAGGAGGACGUUCCGUGUUGAUUUGGGUUCUAAUGGACUCUGCUCAACCAACCUUCAGUUUUUUUCCACAUGUCUUUGGUGUCUGUAGGUGUUGUUUGAUCUUAUUAGAUAAAAAUGAUUAAUCAACCAGUUUAUUGAAGGUAGAAAGUUUCUGGUUUUGGUUUUAUUCUUUUCUAAAACGUUCACCUCCAUCUCCAUCUGGUCCAAAUUCAGCCACACACAGUUUUUCUUUUGGUCGUAUCGUUGUUCUGAGACUUGUGUAGCUGUUGAUGAUGUAGUAUCAGAGUAUUUAUCCAUCACAUCUGUCUGCCACAAAGGGAAAGGAACCGUCUUUCAUUUGUUUUUUGUCUUUUUCUAAAAAUAAACACCAAACCUGUGAGACAGAGAAAACUGUGAUAUUCAGUGUUUUUGAUAUGAUGCUUUCAUUUUAACUCUCUGAUGAAGAACUGAUCUGCAGAACUUGUUGCAUUGGUAACGUGCGUGUGUGUGUGUGUGUGUGUGUCUGUGUGUGUGUUAUCAACACCCCUGUGAAUUCACUGAGACACAACAGUCUGUGGAUCAUUACUGUAUUUGUUGUUGUACAUCUAGGUUUGUUUGUAGUAGCUGUACCAUAGUAGCUGCAUCAUGACUUGAAUAAAUUGGAGGGCUCCUGA
Messenger RNA from Nothobranchius furzeri (turquoise killifish), 3381 nucleotides. RefSeq names its product synaptic vesicle glycoprotein 2Ba (gene sv2ba). Gene Ontology annotation, biological process: transmembrane transport; chemical synaptic transmission. Gene Ontology annotation, cellular component: neuron projection; synaptic vesicle membrane. The record is from RefSeq and is a predicted model, not a curated record. Lineage: Eukaryota; Metazoa; Chordata; Actinopteri; Cyprinodontiformes; Nothobranchiidae. Gene Ontology annotation, molecular function: transmembrane transporter activity.